GUAAACAGUGUUUGUCCCUGUCUUUUGAUGUGCGUCCUUCAGGUCUUGUCCAGCACCAAAGACGCCUGCUUUGCCUCUGCAGUGGAAACAUUACAACAGAUCAGCACAACGUUCACCCCGUCAGACAAGCUGCAGGUGAUCCAGCUCACCUUUGAGGAGAUCACGCAGGAGGUUCAGGCGCUGCUGAAACAGGACUUCCUGUGGUCCAUGGACGACCUCUUCCCCGUCUUCCUCUACGUGGUGCUGCGUGCACGGUCGGCCCCAAACCACACCCAUCACGCACGAAAACACACAUAUAAAGAUGAGGCCGCAGAGAAAAUAUUCUCUUAUU
Messenger RNA from Plectropomus leopardus (leopard coralgrouper), 331 nucleotides. NCBI's taxonomy places the organism in Eukaryota, Metazoa, Chordata, Actinopteri, Perciformes, Serranidae. The record is from RefSeq and is a predicted model, not a curated record.